CCCUGGGGACGAGGAUGGGUAAAAGGUAAAAUACUGAAAAAACAUGUUGAUUCACUUUUUUCUGCUUCUAGUGCGCAUGAUUUUUCGGCAUCUUUUUACAACCAAUCAAAACAAAGCCUAAUCAAAACAGAAACUAACGAGACAAAACAAACUUUCGUGUUCACCAAAGGAACAACAUAAUUAUAAUAGAACAAUGAACCGCUAACAAUGGAAAGCAAAAAGAAAGAUUUAUCACUUUUGCUCUUUUUGCACUAACUUCUGUAUUGUCUUAAUGAAAUUCGUAGUGUUUUUAUCGUAAGAUGUUAAUGAGUCUCGAGGGGUUUUCAAAAAUUUUGAACAGACAAAUGUGACGGCUGAUGUUAAAAAUACAUUCAUAAGAGCGAAUUUCAGUGAAUCGGAUAAAUAAAGGCUAUUAUACUCAAAUCUUUGAGCUAAUUUUAGGCAUAGAAAAAAAAUCCCCCCAGCAUAGACAUUGUUUUCGAUUUAUGUUAUAACCACAAGACCCAUCGGACAGACAUCAUUAACUUAAAGACGUGCAGGAAAAAGAUAUAUAAUUUUUUAACAAUAAUCUACAAAAAAUGGAUAAGGGCGAUCAUGCGUCAGUUAUCUAUGGAACACACUUCCCGAACAGACUAUUCGUCGGCUGUCUUCCGCCAAAGGCUACGGCAGAUCAUCUUGGAAAAUUUUUCAGAACAUUUGGAAACGUUAUGGAGGCAAAGGUUGUUUUGGACGAUCAAAGAAGAUCACGACGCUUCGGGUUUGUGUCAUUUUCAAAAGCUGAAGAAGCUGAAAGAGUUUUAAAACAAGGAUGUGUCUAUCUCAUGGGAAAGAAAAUUAAUGUCGGCCCAGCUGUAAAGAAAGAGUCAAAAGACAUGCCAUCAAAUAUUCCGGUUCGCAUUGUUGAAACGACUCCAGUGGUAGAAACAACGACGAAUCCGUCAAAACCGCACUAUACAUAUACCUUCCCGUCGCCAACCAGUAAUUGUCGGUCGUGUGAAACAUCACCCGUACCUUCACCAUCUAUGACGCCACCUAGAGCAUAUUCACCGAUGGCGUCACCUCCAGCAUACUCACCGAUGACGCCACCACGAACAUAUUCACCGAUGAGGUCACCUCGAACAUAUACAUCACCAGUCGCGCCGUCUUAUUUCUACCCGUCAAAUACGGUAAUUUAUCCUUCGUGUGAUUUUUAUACACGUCAAAACGAUAUAACGGCACAAAACGUUUUCUACAUGCCGUUAGAAACGACACUUUACAACCAACCGUCGUUUCUUCCACAGGCUCAACAACUUGUGUUUAUUCCGUCAUAUUGACGAUAAUAAAGUUGUAAUUUUUUGCCAAAUAUUUGACAGUUCCUGUAUAAUUUUUUUAUUAUUAUUAUUUUAAAAUUUUUAAAAUAUUUCAUUUUGUAAAUAAUUUGUAUUUAAAUAUACCUAUUAGAUAUCAUAGGCGUAAUUUUUCGUUAUCGUAUUAAUUUGUAUAUAAACGUUUAGCAGCUGCUUGCAUUCAAAGCUUCUUUUCAUAAAAAAAAAACAAAAAAGAUUUUCACAUUUUCCUGUGUUUUGGUUGUAAAUAUUUUUUAGUAAAAUAUUAUAUUUUUGAUUUUAUCUGUGUUACAUUUUUAUUGAUUUGACGUCAGAAAUUAAUAAGCUCUAGCUGUAAUAUACCGAAGUUUUUUCUGUUACCGUAUGGCACGCCGUUUGUAGCAAAAUUCAAUUUAAUGGGACAUUCAACAUUUAAUGAAAUUCAAACUAGUACGGUGACACACCAGCGCGACCGCCGGACAACUUUUUCUUUGUUCAAAAAUCAAUAGCAACCUACACGCGUGGGUAAACCUUGCCUUGCAAAAACAAUAGAUAAAAUGGCAGCUAAGCUGUGCACCAAAGUUCAAUUCCAUACAAAAAAACCCGAAAAAUGUCGGGAAAAAUAUCGCGUCAUAAGCGACUGAUGACAGCCUCCCUCAGGCAGUCGAUUAAGUAAUAUGUCAAUCAAUAGCAACCUACCUGCGUGGACCUGCCCCACGCGUUACUUUCGCCGAUACAGACUAUUCAUCGACGGGAGAACUCAUCGUUGCGUAGCGACUAAUGGAGAUAAUCAUUUUAAGUGUGUGAAAAUGAUCUCCCUAAUCCAAAAAGUAACGUUGUUUUGGCCUAGCGAAAACAAUAGAUAAAAUGGCACCGAAGCUGCGCACCAAAAUCCAACUCCAUACAAAAAAGGAAAUAAUAUGGGGAAA
Molecule: messenger RNA, 2233 nt
Organism: Hydractinia symbiolongicarpus
Lineage: Eukaryota; Metazoa; Cnidaria; Hydrozoa; Anthoathecata; Hydractiniidae
Product: protein boule-like
Exons: 4
Coding region: 579-1313 (244 amino acids)
Molecular function (GO): RNA binding
Source: RefSeq, a predicted model, not a curated record